Molecule: messenger RNA, 1020 nt
Organism: Saprolegnia parasitica CBS 223.65
Lineage: Eukaryota; Oomycota; Saprolegniomycetes; Saprolegniales; Saprolegniaceae
Exons: 4
Coding region: 1-1020 (339 amino acids)
Molecular function (GO): sulfotransferase activity
Source: RefSeq, a predicted model, not a curated record
AUGGACGCGACGACGGAGAAGCGGUGGCUGACCGACGGCGAGAAAGACGGCGAGCAUAUUGCGAUCGUGAGCUACCCACGGUCUGGCAACUCGCUUAUGCGCGGUCUUCUCGAGAGCGUCACAGGCAUCUAUACGGGCUGCGACACCCAGCCCGACCGCAGCUUGAGCGUUGAGCUCCAAAACUAUGGCAUGAAGGGCGAGGGCGUCGUCGACGAGUCCGUGUGGUUCGUCAAGUCUCAUUACCCUGAACGAUCUGGCUAUAAGCCCGUGGCUGUGCACAAGGCAAUUCUUGUCGUGCGCAAUCCUUGGGACGCAAUCAACUCGUACUUCAACAUGACGUUGACCAACAGCCACAACAAGAGCGUCCACGACUCCCAAUACGAUCGCUUCGCGGAGCGCUGGGACAAGAUGAUCCAAAACGAGAUCCAAGUUUGGAUCCGGUUUCACCAGUAUUGGACAACGCGCGUCGACAUACCGAUCAUGGUCGUGCGCUACGAGGACCUCAUGGUCAAUCGGCGGGAGUCGCUACACCGAGUGUGCAAGUUCAUUCUGGGAAAAGAGCCCAAGGACUCGCUUUGGGAAACAGAGUGGGGCGAGCGAAUCACAUCCGUCAUCGCUGCAGACGACGCGGGGCCGUACAAGCCACGCAGUGGCAAAAUCGGCGCGUCCUUUCGGCAUUACUCGCCAAGCCAGUUUCAGCAUUUGUUGACAACAGCGCGGCCACUACUACGCCAAUUUGGCUAUGACACGGAGACGCAGAAUUUCCCCGAGACAAUCCCCCUACCGAACCGCCAGGUGAAGCCUGGCAAGUGUGAUGCCAAGCCGCUCGUUCUGUCGGCUGACGGCCUCGAGCUGCGCGGUCGCAACGACUCUUUCGGUCGGCUCUCGACAUGGUUUCGCAAGACGCUACUGGAUCCUGUCGUCGCAAGCGACGGCACGGAGCUGAACAUGGACGAGGUACUCGCCGCUCGGGACCGGAAGCGCCAGAAGGACGAAAUGGACGUGCUGUUGGCCAAAUAG